Molecule: messenger RNA, 12055 nt
Organism: Alligator mississippiensis (American alligator)
Lineage: Eukaryota; Metazoa; Chordata; Crocodylia; Alligatoridae
Gene: THAP4
Product: THAP domain containing 4
Exons: 6
Coding region: 48-1718 (556 amino acids)
Source: RefSeq, a predicted model, not a curated record
GGCUGGGGACGGGGACGGGGACGGGCCCGGCCGCGGGCCGGCCGGAGAUGGUCAUCUGCUGCGCCGCCCUGCACUGCUCCAACCGGCAGGGCAAGACGCACCGCGGCGCCGUCUCCUUCCACAGGUUCCCCCUGAAAGACUCAAAACGCCUGAUCCAGUGGUUAAAAGCAGUUCAGAGGGACAACUGGACUCCUACCAAGUACUCUUUUCUCUGCAGUGAGCACUUCACCAAAGAUAGUUUUUCCAAACGGCUGGAGGAUCAGCACAGGUUACUCAAGCCUACAGCUGUGCCAACCAUCUUCCAGCUCACGGAGAAGAAAGGUGACAACCAGGGCUAUGUCAAAUGUAGAAGAAAAAUAGCAAUCCAGGUACCACUGAGCGAUGGAGAACAAACAAGGGAAGGAGGCUGUGAGGUAGUACAGAGAACCUUAUCUUCCAACCAAGACUUCAUGAUAAUGCAAGAGAUGGAGCAAGUGACUCUGCAAGCUGAAAUUGGGUCAGUGCCUGAGCAGGAAGAGACUAUUCAGGGCCAGUUGGAAGGGCCUCUGAGAAGGACGUUAGCUGAUAACUUAGUUUCAAAGACAGGAACCCAGAAAAAGCCAGAAAGACUGCCUGAAGAGGAGUGUCCUGAAGCCACCAUCCAUACCGGCAGUUGGAUAACAGAUAGAAGCGGUAUAUCGAUUGAUGACUUCACACCUCCAGUAUCUGGGGCUUGCAAAUUUAUUGGCUCCCUCCACUCUUACAGCUUUUCCUCUAAGCACACCAGGGAGAGACCAUCAUUCCCAAGGGAGCAACUUGAGAGGAAAAGGCCAAAGCGAGAUGUGGAGCCAAGCUGCAGCAGCAAUAUCAUGGGGCAUGAUAAGAACUUGGCAGAAAGUUCCCCUAAUUCAUCACUUACAGUGACCCCUCAGAAGCCAUCCCAAAGUCUGUCAGCAUCCCCUGCAGACCUUACCCCACAGCCGGCAACAGAGGCUGUGGUAGGUCAGAAAGGAGACACAGAUGCUAACCCCAUGUCAAUCAAUGAAGUCAUUAUGUCCGCCUCAGGAGCAUGCAAGCUCAUAGACUCCCUCCAUUCAUACUGUUUCUCCUCUAGGCAAAGCAAAAGUCAAGUGUGCUGCCUCCGUGAGCAGGUAGAGAAGAAAAAUGGAGAACUGAAGCUGCUGAGGCAGAGAAUCAGCCGCUCUGACAGUCAGGUCAGAAAGCUGAAAGAGAAGCUUGAUGAACUGAAGAGGAUCAGUUUCCCAUACUUGAAUAGUCUCCUCUCCCAGGACUGUGAGACCCCCCAACUGAAUCCUGUGAUUGAGCCCCUCUCGUGGAUGCUGGGCACCUGGCUUUCAGACCCCCCAGGAGAUGGCAUCUUCCCUACAAUGAAGCCAUUUCAGUACCUGGAAGAGGUGCACAUCUCCCAUGUUGGGCAGCCAAUGCUAAACUUCUCGUUCAAUGCCUUCCAUCCAGAUACCAGGAAGCCAAUGCAUCGUGAAUGUGGAUUCAUCCGCCUCAAACCUGACACUAACAAGGUGGCCUUCAUCAGUGCCCAGAAUACAGGUCUUGUGGAGGUGGAAGAAGGAGAGGUGAAUGGACAGGAGCUCUCUAUAGCUUCUCACUCUAUAGCCAGGAUCUCCUUCGCCAAGAAGCCCCAUGUGGAGCAGCACACCAACCUUCCCUACCCGGUGUCUGGAACAGCAUCAGAUCAUCAGCGAGAUGGAGAGAAAUUUUGAAGGAAAGAGUUCAGAUCAUCAAGGUAAGUUAAAGUAUAUUGAUGCUAAGUACUCUGCCUUCCCUACCAACAUUCAAUGUGAGUCUUAAAUUAGUGCUUCUUCUUCUGUUGCUAUUAUAGGGGAGUUAUGAAGCCAGAGCAAGCUAUAACUGUUCUGUUAUCAUGACAGGUAAUAGCAAUGAUGGAGGUUUACAAAUGGCUACAACACACAAGCUGUCCCUGCCUUGCUGAUUUCCGUAAAGGAAUCCUGUUGCAACAGAGAUAGAGGGCAAAUCCUAGGCUACUUCAUGCAAAGUGGGCUAGUUUGUGCCUCCAGCACAGGGCCACAGGGUGGGGUUUGUGGAGGCACACUGCCCUAGUAGGAGGCCCCAGCCUCAGGCAAGAGCCAUUAAAUCUGGGAUCGCUGGGGAGGGAUGGUAAGGAAACAGGUGACAGUAGUCCCUGCUCUGCCCAUUCCCAGAAUGCACCAUCCACUCCACUGUGCAUGAAACCACUUGCGGUGGUCAGCACGGGGUGCUGGGGGAGCAGUGGACUGCUCUUCAUGCUGGAGGCACAACUCAAGCUGAUACACUGCUGAGCAGAAGAGCUUGGUUUGUGUCUAGUUCUUGGUCAGAGCAGAGAAGCCUCCUUGUUCACUGCCCCUUGCACACCCACAAGGUCCAGGUGGUCUGGCCCCUUCCUCUUAGAUGAAAUUGAGCUGCUAACCUACAAAUGGAAUAAAAAAGAUGCAAUACACUGAUGACCUCCCAUCAAAUGGAAUUCAAGCCAGUCAUCAGCGUGCAGAGGAGCUGGAGACACAAGUGAAUGGAAAGCUAGUCCAGAAAAAAGAGGGAGAUAUCUAAACUUCUACCCAUGAAGGUACAAAGAAAGCCCCACUUCAAAGUAGGGUUGUUGGUUGUAGAUAUAACAUCUACCCAAAGAACUUUGCCUGCCACUUCAAAGGACACAGAAAGAUGUAAAAAGCUGCUUGGAAGGCGUUUAAAAUAAGCAGGAGACUGGAGGCCAGCUGUGGAGCUGGAGGUAUGUAAACACUGGCUAGCCAAGGGGAAAAUGAACUAGUGAGAAAGUUUUGAAAGUGUUCCUGCUGCAUCUCAGCUGCCUGCCACUGUGGAGAGCUCAAGCGGCCAUGUGUCGUGGGUCUGGUCAGUCUCAGAGCACACAUUGCACCAUGCUUGCCUCAGUUAUUUAAAUAACCCUCCCCAUUUUAACAUCAAAGCAGGCCUCCCAAUUCACAUCUAAAACCAGCAUGAUCACAGCAGCUGGGAGAUCACACAUGGAUACAACGCAGUCUCCUUUGGCAUCACCUGUUGUAAACAGAGGGAAAUCAAGACCCAGAAAUACACACACAAAGGCAACUUGGCUGAAUGCUCAGCUUCACAUGGCUUAAAUUUCAGGCAGCAGCAGGAAAACUUCACUCCCGCUAGAGGGAGGGAGCACUUACCCUGACAGCUGGGCAUUGGGCAAGUGCACUUUAAUCAUGCACAGCCCAUAAAACAAGGAGAGGGACAUUAUGGCUGUGACAACCCCACAGCCACACUGGUGCAAGAACCAGUGCUGAGCAACUUUCCCCACCCACUCACUCCCUGCCAAAAUCCUGGAAAUGAGGCAAUAUACCUGCCUUAAGGGAGAUGCUGAGGGUAUGCCCAGAGCUGCUGUUUGGUCCCCUGUCUCUGGCCUGUUCUAAGGCAGCUCUGUAGCCUCAUGUUCAUGACUGAAUGCACGCAGAGGUAGGGUUGGACAGGGCACACUUCACAGCGGUGCUCUAGCACACAGCACAGGUGCCAUGUACCCUUAAGCCUGGAUAUUCCCAGUUCCAAGAAAAGGAAUGCACAGGAAACCUCCUUACAAACCCAGAGCAAGUCCCCUUCAGAGAGGAACAUUCCUGCAUCCUUGUGUCUGGCAGCCCUUCCCACCACAUCACUUAGGGAAUUUCAAGGGCUUCAGUUAGAAAAAAAGAAGAAAAAACACAGGUCUCUGUUUUCCUUUGUGUUUUCCAUAGAACGAGCCCUUCCUUUCUGGAACAUGUUUGGUGUAAAAAUGUUGAAAGUAAACCAAGACUAGCACAGGCCCUGAUCCAAAGCCCAUUGAAGUCAGUGGAAAGUCUCCUGCGGUCUCCAAACAGGCCUGGAUCAAGCCCCAGAUCCAGAGCUGAAGAGCUUGUUGUUGCAGAGCUGCUUGGGGGCCACUGUUGUGCCAGAAUCUGUGCAGAGGGAGCAUCAGAGCCCUUGUGGUUUCUAUAGUAGGGGAACCUCAAGCUCCCAGCCAGAAUCAGGGCAACUGCCUAGUGCUGCAGCCCCUGCCCCUUACAGUGCAACAAAGCAAACACACACAUAAAGGGCACGAAGGAAGGGCUGGUGCGUCAGCAUGAGACGGUGGCAGGCAUGCAGCAGGUCAGCCCCGUGACACUAAUAUUUGCCUGUAUCGUGCAUUAUACACAAUUGGUUUCAGAGAGUGCUGCAUCUGGGGCUGAGGGAAAGAGGAGAAAGAGAAAAGGAAGAGAGAUACUGCCCAAGCAGGAAGACACAGGGCAGCUGGGCAGGUCUGUAGUCUCGGGGUCCAGAUGUUUUCUUAAAUAAGCCCAAUGCUUAGAUAUGGACUUGGCAACUGAGCCUUCAGUACCUGGCUGGAAAACACAAGCUAUGCUUCACAGAGCCGUCUCCCUUUGCUGACUCAAGACCUCUUUCCCCUAGAUUAAAAAAAUUAAAUGAAGGCUUGGCUGCCACAUCCUCAUCUCUCAGUUUUGCUGGAUUUAGCAUUACAUUCCUAGUCAUGGAACCAUGCUUGGGAUCCAGGAAUGUUAGAGUCAGCAGAUUUCCUCCACCCUCCACUUCCCCAGCAAGAGAAAAACUCAGUUAAAUGAUGAAAGACGACCGAUUAACCUCACCCAACAAAUGCAACUGCUUUUCCUGCUUUUAAGCUCUGCAGUUCAUGCACUUGAGGGCAGAGAGCAUCGAGGUAGCACCGUGCAGCUCCACCCAGAAAUUUAGCUGGGGCCACUAGACAAAGCCACUAGAUGUAAGAGUGACACCCAGUCACGGUAGACAACUUCCUUAUAUAGUCAUGGCUUGAUUGUGGUCAGUACCUGUCAGUAGCAGGGAACCACAGAGCGCACAGCAGUGUGUUGGGGGGGGCGGGGGAAGGUUGCUUGGCUGACAUGCCUUGUGGCUGUCCCUGACUUUUAUAACUGGGAACUCCAUUAUUGUAAGCCUCAAGGGUCAGAAGUCAGACCCCCACUAAAAGCCUUUGGGUACGUCUUAAAAAUCAAGAGCAUGUUAUUUUUUUUUUUAAUUAAUCAGUUUGGAGUUCUUUUCAUUUGCCUUUAGGUUCUGAGCCAUUGCGAUAUAGCUGGGGACAGGUUUGCAAGCUCUUCUCCACAACCAUGAGGGCUAGGAAUUUGUUUUAAAAAAGCCAUCCACAUUUCUCCCUGAGCCCUUUGAAUCUUGGAGCUUUAACAGCACCUGCUAUCCCUCAUCUUGUUAAACAGAAGCACAAAAGAAUUGGCAACACUGGGACAUUCAGAAGCACUGGGACAUUAUCCCCAGUAUCGCCUUUACAGCACAGUGGUGAGCACACACUCCUGUCAGCCAAGGGUGCACUCAUGCUUUUUUCUGAUUUAAUUUCUUGUGUUGGGGCUCCAGAGGAGGUGGAGGGAGAUGCUUGUUCCCUUGUAGCAAGCAGUGUUCACAUAAGGGCCUUGUUACAUGUUAAUUUGGGGCAGUUCCUGGAGCUCUUAACCCCUGGAUUGUCCACACCUUAACAACUUUAAGUGGCUUAAAGCACUCAUUGUGCAGCUCAAAGUUACGCCACUACAGGGCAGGACUAUCUCUGAUCCACACAACCCAACUCCUGUUCCAUUAAUCUGUGGCCACUCCCCACAUACGUGCCACUCAAGUUGAAGUCCUCCAGGAUCCCAGGAUGCAGUGGCCGCUCCCCUGCCAUCCUGUUCUCUGGACUCUCACACCACCAGCCGCUUAGUGGAGUGGCCCAGGGACUAGACCUGCAGCUUUUCUAUCCCCCAGCCUCCAGCCUCCCCACUCCAGGAACAGCGGGCUGGGGCACCUUUCCCCACCAGCACUGAGCUUGCCUGGGAUGGUGGUCACUGCUGGACCUCAGGUUCCCCACCCACCCAACCUCUGGGGAGCAAAAGAGAGCAUGGCCAGCCUCAGAGAGCCUCCAGACCUGUCCAGGCUCCAGCAAGCCCUGAGCUCCAGCCCUGCAGCUCCAGCAGUGCUCUGUCCCACACACCCGAUCUAUAUGCAGUGCAAUAAGAGCUGGUUGCAGCUUCUGCGUGGUUGGGGGCAGCCUGCUGCUAGGGAAGUCACUGCUCCAGAGCAGGGUGGCUGCGGAUGGAUCUGGGCUAUGGGCAUGUGACUCUGCUGCUGCUCAUGUGGACUCAGGAGCUGGCUGCAGAUGGACUCUGCUCCCAGCUGCAGAGUGAAGCCAACUUGGUGGGGAGCUGAAUGCACCAGGUGUCACAGCACCCAGCCCUGGGCCUGUGCCCACUGUCGCUGCCUCUACUGUUGCUGCCAGCUUCCCAGAACCACUGCCUGGGACUCCUCUAGCUUCAGAGCCUGGGGGUGUCUAUCCAUUUGCCCCAUGUGCUACUUGGCUGUCCCCACUGGGCCCAGGGACACCAAGGAGGGGUAGAGGGCAGGGUGGAUGUGAGGCAGAGCUGUGGGGUGGGAAUAGUCUGAAGGAUGCUUUUGGGCAGGAGAUGUGCCUGGACAUGUGUGACAGAGAGCCCAGAGCAUGUGGGUGCUGGCAGCUGGGUGGGCAGCAACCUGCCCAUGCAGCCCCCUGCCAAGUCCAUCAGCUUUGUUCUCAAAUGACCACACUGCCUCCCUCCCCUCCCCUCCCCUCCCCACAGUCUAGAACGCUGCUGCUGUGGGCCAGCGAGGGACAUAGAGAAGUAGGGCUGGAAGGGACCUCCCUGCUCACCACUCCUCCAGUGUCAAAUCACAGCUGUACAGGUGGAGGACAAUCAGAGAAGGUUUCUAGGCUGCUAGGUGUGACUGCUCCAAACUCCAAGCUAGCACUAACACCGCCGAUCAACAUUUGUUUGGCUCAAAGUACAUGUAACAAGGCCCUAAAUAAAAUGCCAGCUUCCACUGCAAAUGCUCGAGCCUGCAUUCUGUAUCCCUCUCAGCAAGGGAAGCUCAGCUCAAACACGAAACAGGCACAUGAGUGCUGCCCAAGUGAAUUCAUACUGAAAUUCAUACCAAUAACUCAUACUGAUAUUCAGCCCGAGUAAUUAGAGCCCAGUCAUCUUUCCAGCCCAGAUGUUCUGCACAUCACAGGGAUGUCUCCCUCCAUUGUGGGCACCUCUAGUAUUCCCAGGUUUCCAGUGCUAUCCUUGCAGUCCACUUCAUCUAUUUUAUAAGUAGCUCUGAUUUCCUUGAGCAGUGGUAACCUACACAAGGGCUCGGCAGCUCUUUUGGUUCAGCUCAAAGCAGUCUCUGGCAAACAGACCUCCUUUCUUGUCCAGUGCUGAACAUUCUGUGGUGGGAAUCUGUGUUCAGCUUCAUCGCAUGCUUCAGGUCUCAAGUCCAGACAUGCAUUAGUGGAGGCAAAGGCAAACAUCUGGAAUAAUGCAAGGAAGGAAUCCUAGAAAACCCUGGGCUCUGUGUCUCCUCCUGAGCAUCCCCAUAGCACCCACAGCUGAAGACAAAGUGCAACAGAGGUCAGGGAAAAUAGCAAUCUGUUCCACCUUGCAUGCAAAAGCCUCUUCUGUAUAACCUUUCUGAGCAGCUCCAUUGAGAGUUAGUUGCAUGUCAGGCCUGCUUUAGCUCCAGACCCUCCUGCCAGCAACAUUUCCAGCUUCUUAUGUCUUUUGCCCGUUUUAUCUGCAGUGCAACAAGGCAUUCCAAAAUGCCUAACAAGUACUGUCAAGGCUUUUGCACCCUUUGACUGCCUGGAAAGAGAGUAGACAGGAAGCCUUGUUGAUUUUUUCCUCAGCAUCAGACAGUGUUUACUACCACAGAAAGAGGAAUUGGUUCAAGAGAGUAUACUUUCACAAGGGACCAAGGCUCUCUUGAAGAAAUCUAGUAUGAACUAUAGCUGCAUUUCUGUCACUAUACUGAGACUCACCACCCUAUCCAGAAUAAAAGGAUUGAUCACCUCUGGCCAGCCAGAAGGCUCCAGACACCAAUGCAUUUGGCCACUGUUGUCCCCCUGCUUUACCUGUGGCAAGUUAUGGUGUUAUGCCUUGCAGCUGAGUCAGUUUUACUAAGAGGUUAGAUAAUGGAUCUGUGUAGGAUGUGUUGGAUAGGAGCGAUCCUGUCUCGGGGUGGGGGUUGGGGCUGGACUAGAUGACCUCUGGAGGUGACUUCCAGCCCUGCUUUUCUACAAUUCUGUGAUUCUUAAUGAACCUUCUAGUGCAACAGACCUCUGGAGUAAGUGAGGCUCUUGUCUGGUGGAACAGUUCAGGCUGCUAAGAAAAUCAGGGGAGGCUGGAAGGGAGGAGGUUCCCCUGCAGUGAGGCAAUAUUGGCUACAGCUGGGAGAAGGGAAUCCAGGAGGAGCUCCCCUGUGAUGAGCUAUGUCUGGCUCCUAAUGUCCGGAGAAUGGGCUGGAAUGAGGGAGACUCCCACAGAAUAAAGAUGCUGCAGCUGCCAGUGGUUAGCCUGGAAUGAGAGCAACUCCUUGCAUGAUGAGGCAAUGCAGGCUGGGAACAGAGACAGAGGGAAGAUGCCUUGUGGAAUGUGUGAGAUCCCUCCAAGACGAUGGGGCACUUCCCUGCCAAUGGGAUGCAAUAUAAAGGCAGUGUGCAGGAGUUCCUUUUAAAUCAUUAGUGCAGCACAAGCUGCCAAGCUGCCUGGAGCUGGGCUCCUGUUACACAGGCCCCACUCUCAAGUGAUUGCUGAAACAUGUCUUCCCUUGUCCUGCUCCUCCCUCCACCCUGAGCAUGCAUCUGCUUGGCACAGUACCUGCUGUGAAGAUCUGAGCAGCCACCGCCAGGAAAGCAUCAGUCACCACAGUCUCUGAAUGCAGCGAGAUGUUCAGCUGACGGGCGAUAUUGCGGUAAAGGUUUGGUCGGAUGUGUUCCAGCUCAUCCCCUAGAAAGGGAUCAGGAGUCAAGACAGAGAAAGCACUGUCUUUCUUGUCCCCUCAAGGGCCAUCAAAAGAGCCCUUUGAAAAGGGACUAUAAGUUCUAGUCUAUACCCCAACCUUGUUCUGGCAGCAGACAGCAGCUGUCACCCCUAGCCCCCUACCCCCUCCCCUCAAAGCACAUGUAUAUUCUCACAGUUCUGCAGCUGGAGAACAAAGUGCACCCUGGGAAGAUGCUACCUGCAGAAGGGACCACAGCAACCAGCAGAAGGUGAAGAAGCAUUGAUACAUGCUUUAUGCCAGCUGCUGGCUGGUGACAGAAGCCAUACCCCACUCAGCAAGGAGGGGUAACUGCUGGCAGAAGGGAGGGCUUUGCAGCCACAGAGGUGCUUUGGUAGUGCACAUACUCAAGAGUUUUUCUGUCGGAACUGGAGUUGUGCCAGCAAACCCUUGCAGCACCAAUGAAGCUGAAGGCUUGGCUAACCCAGCCACAGUCCUCAGGGGACAGCUAUUUUUGUCCCUCAUUCUACAAGCCAGAGAAGAAUGGAAGCACCAGGAGAGAAGCAAGCCCUGCCCUAAUGCUUGAGGUCAAUGGAGGGUACAGGGGAAGGCUGUAUAAGUACAGACUCAAGUAUCUGCCACAUUUCUGGUGCCACUUGGCCAGUGCAAGGGUUAGGGCAGCUCCUAUGUGCAGUCAGGAAUGCCUCAGCUAUACCUCUCCUGCCCUUAAUGGUCCCAACCCACCUCAAACACUGCAUGUUCCCCCACAGAGCCCUGGGUGCAAUGUCAGCCAAAGCAGGAAUGCACUUAGUGGAGCGGCCCCCUGUGCUGGUGGCUUUCAUCAGGCUUAAAUCUGCUUCACAGCUCUUUUCCAGAGGGGCCACUGAGCAAUGGUGAACUGGGCUCUGGAGUGGCAUUUCCCACGACCGCAGAGGGGGGCCAUGUCAGGGCUUGGACUUGAUCUCUGGAGCUACCAAACCCUCUGCUCACACCACUAACCCCCAGCUACACUCCCCAGCCUAGCUAACCUGACCAAGGACUGCACUUACAUGACUAAGUACAGUCCUUGGACCAACCGGUUAGCCAGGCUGAGAAGACAUUCUGGGAGAUGCUCAGCGAAAUAAGAUUCUGAUUUCCAUAAAGCAAGGUGAGAUGUUUCCUUUUAUCUUAGCUCACACAGCCCACACCCCUUUUCAGCACCCCAUGCAGCUUCUACCAAACAAAAAAGCCUUAGCAGGAAAUGGACUCAAUGGCGUUCGAUUCUGAUGAAAGCCAAGAAUCUGCCUGGAGCUAAGAAACAUUAAUUAACCAAGUAAAAAGACUGUCAAAUUCAGCUCCCUUAUGGUAAUAUGGGCACAGAGCAAGGUCUGGAGCACUCUGCGUUCUUCAGACAGCUACAUGGUUUCCUCAUCUGCCUACCUAGCUCUUAAGCAAGGAGUCUUCCGAAUGUGCUGAAACAUGAGCUUGAGGCUCCGGGCAGGUCUCUCACCCAGCUUGGUGGCGUUCCCAGGCACAUGUCAGCACAAUGACCAAGGUGAAGACAAUGCCAGGACAAAAGUUCCUCUUACUAGGCUAAAGCAGUGGGCUUAGAUACCGGCAUCAUGGCUCUACCUUCAGUAUGAGAAACAACUAAGUGUGUUGUGGGACUCUCGCUCAACAUAAAUUGUCUCCACCAUGUGACCAACCUGGUUUCAGGCUUGGGAGCUGCAUGGGAGCUACUGUACUCAGCUUCCCACAUUGCUCAAACAUCUUUUGUAGUGGGUGUGGCGGGAAGAGCUGCUAGAGCACAUUCAAGUCCUGUCUACACUGCAGGGCAGAACUGCAAUACAAAUGUGCCUUGGGGAUAGAAUACCAGGAACAGAUCCUCCUCAAAACUGGCUUUAUGGUUAGAAUGGGACCUAAGAGGCAGGGUUUCACCCAGUCAAACUAAAGGCUCAUGUCAUGAAAGGGUUAUUAGCUACUAAAUCUUAGCCUAUGCCUACAGCCACUGACAGUUUUAAGAUCCUGAAGCAGGCAAACAGCAGCUUCACAGAAUUCAAUAAAUAAAGCAUCCCGACCCCUCAAAGGAUUUAAUUGUUCCAUGCAAUCUGAUUAAAAGAGGAAACCUUGCAAAUGCAUGGCUGAAACUGAUAAGAGGGAACUGGUACAUACAAUAUUGACAGCUGUUCUCCUAUCACAAAGAAUACACAAGCUUAUCCACACACACAAGUAACGGCUUCCCCUUGGGCAAACUGAAAGUCAUGGAUGGGGUGGGGGAAAGGGGGUGAGAUAAGCAUUUGGCACAGCACUGUUAUUAUUACACAUUAAUUUUAUUACAGCAGGGCCUUACAAGUCCUAAAUGAGAUCAGGGCCCACUGCGCGAAGGGUAGUACCCAUGUCAUAAGGCAUUGCCUACCAUGAAGACCUAAGUAAAGAAGACAGGCAAAGGAAAUGGGGGCAUGGAGAGAUGAAGUACCUCAGCCCAGUAGGCCAGUGGUAGAGUUGGAGACAGAAUCAAGGCCUUCUGCCACCCAGUGCAAUUCCCUACCCAGUAGGCAAUCCUGCCUCUCCAACAGGGCAGUAUUCUGUGGCAGGAUUCUCUCCCCAUGCUCAGCUGCAAUUACGGACUUCGCAAGCUUGAGCAGCGAGAUAAAUUUUGGUGUUUCUCCUCCUUCCCUUACCAGAAAUUGUGAAAGAACCAGUACAGCAGCUUUGCAAGUUUAUUUACGCAGCCCCAACUGAAAGCUGGAAAGGCCACUUCCCAGGCUGUAGCUACAUUCAGAGACCUCCUCAAUGAGAUUCCAAUUUUAAAGUACUGCAAGGCAGCCUGGAUACUCUAGGACAGGAAAUAAUCAUACCAACUGCAAUGAGUGAGCCGGACUUACCCUGUUUCAACUAGUGCAUAGUCACUUUUGUCUCUCUAUCCCAUCAAAAGUAAAAGUGCAAUAAUUUAUGACCUGGUUCAUUAAGGAAGUGACUCUCAACUGAGGUGCUGUGAGACCCUUCUCAGAGGUGCUACAGCACCCAGACCCCUGUUUGAGGAGGUAAGCUCUUCCCCCUGCCUGCCCUGGGAUCCCACAGACAAGGGGCACCCAUAGCUUUCCACUUCCACCCUCCAGCAGCCCCUGCACUGGUUGCUUUGAGCAGCAUGCUCUGCCACAAGUGGAUGCAGAUCUGCCCCCAGCUUUUUGCAUGCUCCCCGGGUUGGUGGGAGGGGCUGUGCAGGCAGGUGACACUGGAUCCUGAAGUAUGAAUUCCCACAGGAGCAACCACGGCAGCAGGAGCUGCACUUGCCCCCUCAGGUACAGACUGG